Molecule: messenger RNA, 978 nt
Organism: Ostreococcus tauri
Lineage: Eukaryota; Viridiplantae; Chlorophyta; Mamiellophyceae; Mamiellales; Bathycoccaceae
Exons: 1
Coding region: 1-978 (325 amino acids)
Source: RefSeq, a predicted model, not a curated record
AUGUCCCUCGCGUUCGCCCCAAUCGGCGCGUGCGUGUUAAAGCAUCCCCUCGACCGUCACGACACCACCGCCGAGCGUCGCGCGCGCGCACGCACGGCGUCGACGAGCAGAAAAGAUGCUUCGGCUUCAACCGAGUCCGAGACUUUGAGCGCCAUCACGUCGUCCUCUCAAGCGCCAAUGACGCUCAAUCGCGCGUUCCGUCGAAUGUGGACCAAGGCGGACGCGUACCAUGCGCACGGGAUCUCUGGUACGGUGUACACGGUGCUCGGGGCGGGGAUGAUGGGCGGAUGGGCGGUGGACGACGCGGUGGCAUUGACGAGCGGCGUCGCACCGCCACCGAUGGACGGAUCGCUGACGAUGUUGGCGUUGACAUUGGCAACAGUGUGCGCGGUGAGCGGAUUACCACUGUCGAAAAGCCGAGGAUGGCGUAAGACGGAGCUCAGUGCGCGUUCAAUAGCGUUUCAGCUCGUGCUGACGUGGGAGUGCGUUCGAUUCGCCAGCGUCGUUGAUCCCUCGAUGCACGUCCCCCUCUUGGACGCCGUCGCCCUCGGAUUACUGCCGUUCGUAUGGCAAACGAUGACGUCGGCGUACAUCAUCACCGCCACGAAGGAUGAUAAACGCGCGGCGCUCGCGGUUUGGUUGGGCACGCUCGGUUUUGGCGCGCAGAUUUUCCCCGCCCAGCGCGUCCUAGACCUCGCCAGCGUCGCCGCGCUCGAGGCUUCUAGACCAGGUUUACCCACCAUCUGGGCGCACGGCACGUUCGGCCUGAUCUGGCUCCUGAACUGGUCCACAUUUGGGGCGUCCCUGCGCGCCCGCGACGUCGUCGCCCGCGACGACGAUUACGUCGCCUGGUUUCUUCUACGCCCGAGCGCGUUUUGGUUCGUCUUAUUCGCCCUAGACGUUGCCGUUCGACGCCCGUUCGACUCCGUCACCGAGUACCUCGCCUCCGGUCUCGGCGCCGUCCUCACCGCGGCCUGA